This is a messenger RNA of Etheostoma spectabile (orangethroat darter), 4028 nucleotides long. RefSeq names its product inhibin beta B chain. Gene Ontology annotation, cellular component: extracellular region. The record is from RefSeq and is a predicted model, not a curated record. Gene Ontology annotation, molecular function: growth factor activity; cytokine activity. Bases 722 to 1972 code for a protein of 416 amino acids. The transcript has 2 exons. NCBI's taxonomy places the organism in Eukaryota, Metazoa, Chordata, Actinopteri, Perciformes, Percidae.
GUAGUAGUCUAAUCCCUGCGCCCUGUUGGUGGAAAUCCCCACGUGGUCCACUGGUGUAUAAAAACUUUGGGUGCGCGGAGCCCCUGUUGUCGUGACUGCAAAGGGAGAAAAGGGUCUCAGUGCUCAGUGAACAACAGCAUCUUGCAGGACGCACGGAGCUGCGCGCAUCGGACCCAGUACCCAGGCGCACACACACACACACACACACACACACAAAAGACACGGGACUCGGCGAGCUUUGUUAUUCUCUGUGGGACUGCAGCUGUUGGACACUCUGCAUGUUGCUUGAAUGGGAAAGAGCGGGUUGGACGCGUUUUUUUAUUGAUACUUCUCGGAGGCGGUGUGCUUUUCUCCGGUUGUUUUGGUAGAUUCCACAUCCGAGGUGAACAAUCCGUGUGACAGAAGCGCGUCAAACGAUUCCGAACUUGCGAGUGCGCCUGGCAAUCAGAGAGAUGAACUUCUACUGUGUGCAGAGAACAGACGUAUUGCUGGAUAACCAACCUGAAGGCACAGCGCCUGGGGUUCAUUAGCCCCCUCACACUGUUUUCAGCAGCGCUCUUGUAUGUUUGGGAAUACACCGAUCGCGCUGACUUCUGUGGAUAACUUGUGGCACUCACUUUUGGAACACGAGUGGACGUUCGGAUAAUUGUAAAUUGAAAAAUCAGCUUUAAGCUCAGAGUGUGUGUCUAACAUACAUAUGCACCAUUAUCUUCCAUAGCAUAUGGACUGUAAUCAUACAUUAAAAAAAAAAAAAAAAAAAAUGAGCAUCUACAGUGUGGCUUUGUCCUGUUUGGUGGCGUGCGUUCUGUCCGUCCGCUGCAGCACGGUGGCCGGGACAGAGACGCAGAGUUUGCCCCAGGAGUCGUGCGCGUCCUGCGGCCUCAGGGCGUCGGACCAGUCGGAGCGCGUGGACAUAGACUUUUUGGAAGCGGUGAAGAGGCACAUACUGAACCGGCUGCAGAUGAGAGACAGACCCAACAUCACCCACCCCAUCCCGAAGGCUGCGAUGGUGACGGCGCUGAGGAGGCUGCACGCCGGGAAGGUGCGCGAGGACGGCCGGGUGGAGAUCCCCAGCUUUGACGGACAGGCGGCGUACAACAACGAGGUUCAGGCGGAGAACUCGGAGAUCAUCAGCUUCGCAGAAUCAGACGAUCGCACCUCCAAGUCCGGCCUGUACUUCCACGUCUCCAACGAGGGCAACCAGAACCUGUUCGUGUCCCAGGCCAACCUGUGGCUCUACCUCCGCGUGCUGCCAGCCGGCCCUGAGAAGGGCCUCCGGAGGAAGGUCACCGUCAAGAUCCACUACCCGGAGGCUGCGGCUGGCGGCGGUGCGGAGGGAGGGCCGGGGGGCGGCGGCGGCGGAGGGGGAACAGGCCGCUGGGCUCUCGUGGAGAAGCGGGUGGAUCUGAAACGCAGCGGCUGGCAUACCUUCCCCCUGUCGGAGGCGCUGCGGGCUGUGUUCGGGAAAGCCGGUCGGCGUCAGGACCUGGAGGUCCACUGCGACGGUUGCGAGACAUCCGGCGUGGCUCCGGUGCUAGUGGACCCGGGCGACCCGUCCCACCGGCCCUUCCUGGUAAUGCGGGCGCGACAGGUGGACGGAAAGCACCGCAUUCGGAAGCGGGGGCUCGAGUGCGACGGCACCAGCGGGGGCCUUUGCUGCCGGCAGCAGUUUUACAUAGACUUCCGCCUCAUUGGCUGGAACGACUGGAUCAUCGCGCCGGCUGGUUAUUACGGCAACUACUGCGAGGGCAGCUGCCCGGCGUACAUGGCCGGCGUGCCCGGCUCGGCGUCGUCCUUCCACACGGCGGUAGUCAACCAGUACCGGAUGAGAGGCAUGAGCCCCGGCUCGGUCAACUCCUGCUGCAUCCCCACCAAGCUCAGUACUAUGUCCAUGCUCUACUUUGACGAUGAAUACAACAUCGUAAAGAGGGAUGUGCCCAACAUGAUCGUGGAGGAGUGUGGCUGCGCUUGACUCCACACCGACAUUCAUUAUCUUUGGACUAUGGAACAGUCAGGAAGGUCUUUAAUACAGACGGGACGUUGUUGUACGGUACACAUAUACAAUAUAUAUAUAUAUAUAUGUAUAUAUAUAUAUAUAAAUAACUACUGUUUGUGCAAGCAGCACACACACUGGCUUGUCUGGUACAUCUCGCAAAUGCAAAAGUACCAGUGUUGUGUCCAUGUGUGUUACGAGUGUUGCGAGUGUGUGUAUUUAUCGGACUGAGUGACUGAGUGCUUGCUGCGCCGUGCCGACGACCGCUCAGCGACGGGACGACAAGGGAACCACGAUCACCAAAUGAUACUUUGCUCUAGUUUGCCAUUUCUAGUCAAAAAAUAAUGGCUCGUCAUCUCCUCUCGAAUGAAGAUAACCAGCGCUUAAGGAAAAGUGACAGGAUCGGCCGCCCCCGACGCUCCCAAACACCCUGCUCCUCCAACCCUCUUAAGUACUUAAGCACACCACAGACUUUUUUUUUUUUUUCUUUUUUUAUAAAGCACUGACAAUUCAUCCGCUUAUACAAUUCAGAAACACCAGCACUUCCCUACAACGCCAACAGACACAGUCUAACUGUCCUCUCUGGUGAAAUCAGAACUUCUGAAAUCUUAACGCCCUGCAGGAUUAUCAACUCGCCACAGAAAGGUUGAAGAAAGUCCUCCACGUAGCCGCCGCCGCCGCCGCCGCCGCCGCCGCCGCUGCUGCUGCUGCUCGGGCCGUUCUCGCUAUCGACUACGGGCUUCAACUUCCUGCCUGUCAGGAGGGAGCUGCAGGCCCCGCUACCGUGACAACCAGGUGAAGCUAGAUCUCAUAAGUGCACUUCGCUUGUGCACCGGGAGCGACACAGAGAGAGAGAACCGCUUCCUCCCGCCCCCCCCCCCGUGGGCCUGCGGGAGUGGGUGACUCCAGUUUGGGACACAUAGUGUGCAGUGCAGAACUUGCAGAAACUGAAAUGCACACCCUGAAUAGCACUUGUAUAAAGAAAUGCCUUCCAAGGGGUACCGAGUAGUGGUGUAAAUCCUAGGUUUUUAAUCGCUGUACCGACAUCCAACCCUUGGACAUCGAGACGAUAUUUGGCCGAAAGUCUGUCCCAAUGCGGAAUCCCGAUUCCAUUCCUUUCAGGGGCCUGCGAUCGAUCUGAGACGGAUUAAGGAGCCCAUUGAACACAGUCAACUCAAAAAGGCAACUUACGUGUGAUUUGACAACUUUUAUAACUGAGCUCUUUAAGAUAUUUAAAUUAACAACCAACUACUCUUUUUAAUAAAAAGAUCAAAUAUAAAGCGGGAAUAGAAAAUAAGGAGGCAUCUCAUCGAUGAUGUUUGUUUUGAAUUGUGGAUCAUUGAAUCCAUUUGCCGAUCCAGAUCUAGUACUGAGUGUCCUGUCCUAUCGCUACAUAAGUGCCACAUGAGCUAUGCAAUGUAUAGUAACCUAUCCCCAUACUCACCAUGCUCUGUUAGACUGGAUUCUCUUUCUCUCUCUCUCUCUCUCUCUCUCUCUCUCUCUCUCUCUCUCUCUCUCUCUCCUUCUUUCUCGCUUCCCUCCUCGACUCUUUAUCAAUACUUGAAAUGUAAUCUUUCGCUUCCUUUCCAAAGCGAAUGAUUGUUGUGACGUUUGCACUGAAAAGUUGCGGGAUUAGUGAGACAAAAAAAACUGCCAUUGAAAAGUUAUUUUUAUAGAAGUAAAUUGAAUUUUGUUUCAAAUGUAUUUUACCUAAUUAAUGGAACCAAAGAGGCCAAUAUUUUAGCUAUUGUACUAAGAUGGCGAGGCCAUGGAGUUACUGUGUACAAUACUGUUUUUGAUCAUUUGCAAUAGGCCUACCACUGUAUCAGGGUACGACAUAUGAUUUCAUUUCUUAGCUCUAUUUUCAUUCCGUUUUGUACAAUAAGCAACACUUUUCAUCUUUAAUUCUGUUUUUGUUUUAAGUUUUCUAUUUAAUAAAAAAAAAGUUAUUUUUAGUUCCUUUCUAAGAAGCAUUUAGUCAAAUUAAUGUCAUCUGUACAGUUUACGUAAAAUAAAAUGUUUUCUUAAAUAUUCA